Molecule: messenger RNA, 2552 nt
Organism: Closterium sp. NIES-67
Lineage: Eukaryota; Viridiplantae; Streptophyta; Zygnematophyceae; Desmidiales; Closteriaceae
Source: the annotation of a GenBank genome assembly
UCCCGCUUCCGUGCUCACGCCACUGCCAAACCAAUUGCGCCACACAACUGCACUAUUUCCUCCUGCUCUUUGAUUCUUCGUCUGUCAAGUCUCGCCUCGCGCUCUCGUCCCAAUCGGCGGGUGCACUGCACCUCUCUGCUCUUCUUGGUUCCCGUCAAGCUGCUGCUUUUGCUGCACCGCUGCCUCGGCUCUCAUCUACGCUUCGCGUGGUUCAUGUGGCGUCGUUCCGUCCUCCGUUUACGGUGACUCCUCCCGCUUCUUGUCCGCGUCGCGAUUCCUCUCACACGCUUGCUUUCCCUCAUCAAACCAUCUGCCUGUGUCAAGCUCAACCAAAGUUUCGUCUCCACCGCCUCGCCUGGCAUACUCCCUCCGCCUGGGAGGCUUCCGCUCGUCGAUCUUGCCAGAAUUUUUUCCAUACCUCCGAGAGUCUCAGGCGACGAGAGCCGGCGAGGGCUGAAUCUCACGCGCUCUUCCUUAUCGAUCGAGGUCGACGCAGGUCGACGAGGGUCUACGAGGGCUGAAUCUAACGCGCUCAGCUGUGCCUACGCUUGGAUACCCCCUUAUCCGACACCGCGGGGUCGUUUCUUCCAGAAACAUAUGCUGGAUCACAAAAAGGCCGGAACGCCAAGUCUCGGAUCCGGAGGUGAAAGAGAGAAGGGAGUUAGUAGCUCUUUCUUCCACGUCCCACUCUCCGCGGCCUGCCUCCUGUCUUGUGUCCUUUCUAUUUGAAAGCCCUUCUCUCCGGAAUUCAAGCCUGCCAGAAUUCACCAUCUCUGCUACACGUGAGUUCUAGUCUCGUGCUCGCCGAAACGCCGUCAACCUUCCGUCCUACGCCAGCCUACCAGCACCGCUAUCAGGCAUCUCUCGGCAACUGCGAGUCGCCUGAUCUUACAUCGAACUAGAUUCACCGCCUCGAUCGCGCGCUUCCUCUCACCAUUUUGAGCCGCCAUGGAUUCUGUUUCCGCGCUGAGAUGUGUCCAGCCGUCGGCUGCCUCCGCCAUCGCCGCCGCCGCCGCCAAUUCGAUCCGUAACGCAGCGACCAACUACAGCGGCGGCCCCGUGAACAAUUCGUCCUCGCUAUCAACAAGUGUUUCGGGAAGAUCAACAACCGCCGGUGCUGCCGCGUCGUUACACUCGUCUCACCAUGUCGUGCCGUUGUCGUCCAAGAUUCGCCAACUCCCCCUUGCGCGACCAUUGCCAGCAUCUCGCACCCGCCGUCACGGCUGUCGCAAACCGUUGCACGGCGGCGAUAACGACACCCGGGGCGAUCGCCUGAGUUUCGCCGUGAGCGCCAGCAGUCGCCGGAGCAGGGGGUGGGACGACCCUAACGAAGGCGCGAGGAAGAGCGACGAGGUUCAGCGCAUGCUGGUGGAUAUAGUGCGACUUCAGAUGGGCGAGGUGCGCAUGAACUCGCUGGUGGAGGAGCGCUCGGCGCGCUUGAGGAGCAUCGCGCGCGACAGCCACGAGCAGCUGGACCGCAUCGCGGACCGCACGAUGAAAGGCGUGGACGACCUGAGCGAUAGGGUGCUACGUCAGCUGGACGCGGGGGCGUACGCCAUCGAGAGAGAUUUGGAGAAAGCACGCCUAGAGAUGGAGGCCCAGCAGAAGGAUUUCGAGGAGUUUGAGCGCCGAGUGUUCACCUCGCGCAACGAGGGCCUCUUCUUCAAAACCCUUUACUCCCCCUCCUCCACCUCCUCCUCUCUCUCCUCCCGCCGCCGCCGCUCCCUCCGCCCCUCCUCCUCCGCUUCUCCGUCGGCCCCUGCGUUUCGCCAGUCCCGUGCUGCAAAAUCCCGAACGGCUGCAGCGGCUACUGCCAUGUCUGCCACUGCUGCUGAGGCCGCUCUGCUGGAUGGUGGCGGUGCCGCUGCUGCGGGCUUGAAUAGGAACAGCAGCAGCAGUGGCCUGCUAGGCCUCCGCUCAGAUGGUGCCAGCGUCGACGAGGAAAGUGGAGGGGGGAUGUGGGAUGCUGAGGCGGAUGGCGAGUGGCGUAUGGGUUAUGAGCAGCUGGAGCGGGAGCAGCAGGAGAUGAAGCAGGGUGCUUCCAUGUACAGGCGUAUCCUUCAUGCCGGCAUGUCGCUCGUGCUCGUGUCCUUCCUCUGGAGCUCCACUACUGCAUUCAUAACUGGCCACACAAUGCGGUUCUCCAAGGUCUCGGCAUAUACUGCUAUCCUCUCAGUCAUGCUGUUGCAACUCAAGUUCGAAAAGGCGAUUCUUGGGGAGUAUGGUAGUGAAAGUGAUGAGGAGGAUGGAGAGGGGGGAGCGAUAGAGGAUAAUGCGACGCCUAUAUCGGCUCCACCAGUGAAGGACUCUUACUGAUGCUGAACUGGUGGUGGAGGGUGGUAUUCUUCGCUCACUGUGUACAGUCUGUUGUUGCUAGUAUAUCACAGGGGAUUGUUGGGGAGCUCGCUUUAGUGUUCAUGCGUGUUGUUUUGGUUGUGUUGAUGUUGGAGUAGUCUCCUCGUCCGCGGACUCUAAAUGAUUGGGUUUCGUGCAUAUAAUUGAGGCCUAAAUGAGAACACGUAUGCAUUACCUUGUACCGAUUAUCUUUUGGG